AGUGUGUGUCUGUGUGUGUGUGUGAGAGAGAGAGAUAGGGAGAGGGAAAGAGAAGUUCAGUCCUGAUCAUUGGGACCCUCAGGACCACACCAGUAUUUUUAAUCUGACAUUCGCUUACUUAAAUUAGGCUAUUUAGAGUCUUAAUAUGGAACAGUUCAUGUAAACACACCUAUUUUCCUACGAGAAAUGUUUUAAAAAGCAAAAUAGCAAUAGUUAACGUGAGCAUUUUGAACGAACACUCUUCAGCUGUAAGGAUUUCAAUUGCACUGGAUGUUAUGGAUUUGCUAUUUCUGCACACUGGACAUUUAUUUUGUGUGGAAGCUACGUCGACGACAUAGUUGUGGGAUUUCCUUCUGACUGAAGGCGAUUAAUUUCGGAAGUUUUUUCGGUUUCAAUGAGUCCUGGCGUCCAGCAGUGGACGAUGCUUCAAGUUCUCGGCGGAUUUCAGAUAGAGUGAAACUGACGGAUAGGCGUCGGGAUUUGAAGGAGUCAUUCCUCUCCUAAAACACCCCUCGGGGAUUCUCGCCUCUUCCUCUGAAGACCUGUUUCCCAUCCAUCAGCGAGCACAAAGACUGGAACUGAAAAUAGCCUCCUGUAGUUUUGUCGAUAUCACACUCAGGAUGCAAACCGUUUCAACGGUCACCGGUCUCAGUUUCUAAUCGCAAACCAACUUAACGUUUCACGAGCCUGAGAGACGUGGAAGCACUACAAAUUAAGAAUGAAGAAACUCGUAAAAGUCUGAAAACACUUGAGGGGGUGAAAAUAAUUCUUGAGAAAAACAGAGGUGGAUUACAGCAGCCAUGGCGGCCAUAGCAACAGUGCCCAACUACACCCCCUCAGUAUGGGUACGGUUAUGCCAUGCCAUCCCUCGCCUGAGCUUAACCAUGCAGAUGCGAGACAGCGUGUUCACUCCAGACAGCUGGGAGUACCAGCAGACUCUGCUUGUGUUGUCCAGCUUCUCGGCCAUCGCUCUUGUACUCUCGCUGCUGGUGAUUCUGUGUUUCCUCAUCCACUACUGCUGCUGCCAUCGGGGCGAAUCAGGCAGAGAUGCAGAGGAGGAAGAAGAAGAUGAUGAUGCCAGCGGUGGCCAUGGUUACAGUGGCAAAAAGGGGCGGGGCAUCUGCUGUGUCACAUGGGUGUCGGUUGCAGCCGUCACAUUGUGUUGUGUUGCCAUAGGCGUUGGUUUCUACGGCAAUAGUGAGGCGAACGAUGGGAUGUAUCAGUUGACCUCAUCCUUGCUCACUGCCAAUUACACACUGGCGUCCAUCGAUCUUCUGGUUUCAGACACUAUUUCCGGACUCCAGCGGUCAGUCUCAGGGCCCUUGACCUCUAUGGAGGAUGUGUUUGGAGGACACAAGCCAGCGCUGGUGCCCACACGCUCUUGCAGGCGUCUGUCAGAGCGGGUCGUGUCUCUGCUCUCCAACCUGACACUGGGAAGAGGCCUGAUCCCCAUCGCAGAUGGCUUUUACAGGACAAACGGAAGUGAAAGUAUAGUGGGAGCCCUAACUCCUGCUCCACCUUCUGUAGCGCCAACCCUCAGUCCAUCCGCCAACAGCAUUCCUGCACCAUUCUCUCCUGGAUGGGCGGCAAACACCCUCAUGGUGAAUGAAGACUACAGGUGGCUGUCAUAUGUGCUGCUGCUUUUGGUGGAUCUGGUGGUAUGUUUCUUCAUUCUCCUGGGUUUAGCCAAACAGUCCCGCUGGCUACUUAUUCUGAUGACAGUGCUGGCCUGGUUGUCUCUGUUUAUGAGCUGGGGUUCUCUGGGUCUGGAAACACCCACUGUGGUGGCCCUGAGUGAUUUUUGCUUUGACCCAAACACAUUUGUGCUCAACUCCACUCACUUCAACUCUGGGACAAGCCCAGAAGUCCUGGAUUAUUACCUAACCUGCAGCAGGAAGAUGAGCAGCCCUUUCCAACAGAUACUGACCCAGUCCCAGAGAGCACUUUCCAGCAUCCACUCUCAUCUUUCCAGCCUGGAGAGAGAUGCUCUUCCACGCUUCCCAAAAGCAGAGAGGUCACUCAGGGAGGUUCAGCAGAUCCUCAACACCACCGAGGGAAACUUCCAUCAGCUGGUUGCUCUUCUCAACUGUCGAGGCCUGAACAAGGAUUACGUGGACUCUCUGAAAGGCCUGUGCUAUGAUGGGAUGGAGGGGCUGCUCUAUCUGUCUCUCUACUCUUUUCUCUCCGCUUUGGCCUUCACUGCUAUUCUUUGCUCCCUCCCUGGAGCCUGGAGGAGCUUCCACAGUGAUUCAGACGAUUAUGAAGACUCGGACAGUGAAAGCGAGGACCCCUUCACUUCUCAUCAGGCACGUAGACAGACGGCCACGGGUUCCCAGCGAGGGGCUUUGCCCCCCUUCUAUAGUUACCAGGGGGCCGCCUGGACUCCCCCCUUUUCUAGCGCACCUCCAUUACCGACUCCAAACGUUUCCUCCAAUGGCAACCCUGGUUAUGAGAACCUGCCUUUGAGUGACAGACAGUCCCCACCCCCCUCUUACUCUCCCAGCAUGCUGACUGGCUACGGCGGCAGUCAAUCACACUCCAACCCCUCCCAUUCAAGAAACUUGUACUCGCACUAAUUAUUUUUCUGUAUAAUAGAAAAGAAAGCUAUAUAGCCAGGUUUAGUUUUCAUAUGGAUGGACACUUUAUGAGACGGGAGACUAAUUUAAAACAUUACGUGUUAAAUAUCCGUGCGUAGCGUCAGUACCAUUGAGUCAUUUGGGUGUAACAGACUUACGAAAACCCCGUCACUUCCUCUCCCUCUAGUGUCAAUCUGUACAUAGCUGGUGGAAACAAGAUGGUAUUGACGUUACAGUAGUGCUCUAUUUUUAAACGUAUAACCACUUUAUUUUGGAGUUUUGAUAUUGUUAUAUGUAGUCACAGAAACAUAGUGGCGAUGGCACAAUUUCUUUGUAUGAUUAUACAGUUUUCUCUUCACCUUUCUUUUUUAAAUAUUUGACAGAACCCUAUUUUAUAAGUGGCGAUGCUGUACUACCUUGUAUACCCUCUGGUAUGAUUAUUUAUAUAAAAAAUAUACGAAUAAUGUUUAUAUAUAUAUAUAUAUA
Danio rerio (zebrafish) is the source of this 3062-nucleotide messenger RNA. The record is from RefSeq and is a predicted model, not a curated record. NCBI's taxonomy places the organism in Eukaryota, Metazoa, Chordata, Actinopteri, Cypriniformes, Danionidae.